This is a messenger RNA of Dalotia coriaria, 1789 nucleotides long. It is a transcript of the gene l(3)77CDf, whose product is annotated as phosphatidylserine synthase 1 homolog l(3)77CDf. The coding region runs from base 268 to 1539 and encodes 423 amino acids. Lineage: Eukaryota; Metazoa; Arthropoda; Insecta; Coleoptera; Staphylinidae. Gene Ontology annotation, molecular function: L-serine-phosphatidylethanolamine phosphatidyltransferase activity. Gene Ontology annotation, biological process: phosphatidylserine biosynthetic process. The record is from RefSeq and is a predicted model, not a curated record. The transcript is spliced from 2 exons.
ACACAAUCAGUAGCACACAGUAGCUGCAAUAGCAGUAGUUUUGUCUAGUCAGCCUCCGAGCUGGGCUCGCAGGUUUCGCAGUACGCAUAAUGAUCCAUGACGAAAAUGAUCUGAGCAUUAAACAAUCAGUGGAUAUUUUACUCAAGCGCUUGUUAAAAUUUAAGCUUAAUCAUAACUAGUGCUAGAUAGUUUAGUGAUAAUGUGCUAACACCGUGAACUACUGGUCUUUGACAAACACUUGAUAAUAGUAUUUCAUAAUCAAUCAGAAUGGUUGAGAAAGUGCGCCAAAAGCAAGCGCAGCGCCCCGAAGAUGGUUUCGCCACCAUCAAUGAAAAAGCAGUGGAUGAAAUCUCCUUGGACUUCUUCUACAAACCGCAUACCAUUACAUUACUGGCGAUUUCAAUCUCCAUCGUUAUCCAGACCGCAUUUGUUAGGGACACCACCAAUAUCGAGAACAACAUCUGGGCUGGCAUGCUGUGUUGCGUCUUCUUUUUCCUGCUCAUUUCGCUGCUGGCGUUCCCAAAUGGACCGUUUAUUCGCCCGCAUCCUGCUGUUUGGCGAAUUGUCUUCGGCCUCAGCGUGUUGUACCUCCUGGCGAUGUUAUUCUUCCUCUUCCAGGACUAUCAAACCGUACGGCAUAUAAUUCUAUGGCUGGAUCCGAAUCUGGCGAAUUUUCAUAUUGAUCAAGAGAAGGAAUAUGCUGUGAAUUGUUCCGAUGUGACUUUUGAACGCGUCUGGUCACACAUGGAUGUGUUUGCCGUUGGGCAUUACCUUGGAUGGAUAUUCAAAGCUAUUUUAAUUCGACAUAUGGGUAUUUUAUGGUCGAUUAGUUUCAUGUGGGAGAUUACAGAGAUUGCGUUCGCGCAUCUUUUGCCUAACUUUAAAGAAUGCUGGUGGGAUGCUUUACUGCUAGAUGUUGUUCUAUGCAAUGGUUUUGGCAUCUGGUGCGGGUUGAAAAUCUGCAAGAUAUUAGAAAUGCGUGAAUAUCGCUGGGUGAGCAUUCGUGACAUACACACCACCACAGGAAAGAUAAAACGCGCCAUGUUGCAAUUCACCCCGGAGAGUUUUACGUCGGUAAGAUGGCUGGAUCCGAAAUGCUCGUACAUGCGUAUUGUUGCGCUGUGCCAGUUGGUUAUUUUCUGGCAGACUACCGAGUUGAAUACGUUCUUCCUCAAGCAUAUUUUCGAAAUGCCGGCGUCACAUCCCUUCGUCAUCGGGCGGCUCAUCCUCGUUGGCGUGAUUGUCGCGCCAUCUGUACGCCAGUAUUACAGUUAUAUCACGGAUACAUCAUGCAAGCGCGUUGGAACGCAAUGUUGGGUUUAUGGAUGUAUUAUGGUGUCUGAAGCGCUGCUUUGUAUCAAACACGGCAGGGAGUUGUUUGAGCGCACGCAAGCUAUCAAUAUUAUUGUCUGGUUGAUCAUUCAGCUGGGCAUUACGAUCAUUUUCAUGUUUGGAUGUGUCGUGUGCGAUAAAUACAAACGAAUCGAACGCGAGAGUCGAGAAAACAGUCCGCGCAAGAAUCCCGUCAAAGAAGAUUGAUGUUAGGCUAUAACGCUGCUAGUGAAUUGACUUUGAAUGUACAAAGCGUGCCAUUUGCGAACAAGCCGGUUUAUAUUUUCCGCAAAACUAUCGCGAUAGUUACCAAAAAGAAUAUGUAUGACUUAAACGUAUGAUUAAUUUAAGGCAACGCACCAAAUGUGUAUUUUUGCAAAUGUUUUAUUAUGUUUUGCGGUUGCCUUUGUUUUUCAUCGCAUUUAUUUCGAAAUAAAAAUUUAAUUCGACGUUGUAA